Quercus lobata is the source of this 885-nucleotide messenger RNA. RefSeq names its product myosin heavy chain, embryonic smooth muscle isoform-like. The record is from RefSeq and is a predicted model, not a curated record. The transcript is spliced from 2 exons. Bases 1 to 885 code for a protein of 294 amino acids. Lineage: Eukaryota; Viridiplantae; Streptophyta; Magnoliopsida; Fagales; Fagaceae.
AUGGUGGAUACUGGAAAAUCCCAUCCGACCCGGGAAGAAAAGGCCCAACGAGCUACAAAGCAGCAGAAGGUCAGCCAUACCUUACAAUGGGGCCAGGAAAGGUCGGACACUCAACCUCCUGAGCCACAAGCUUGGUUGCCAUCACCUAUGCACAGUGGGGAGCCCCUGAGGGAUGAGGCAUCACUUAGGGAUUUCAACGGUGGCAUUGGGUGCCACGUAGCCUUGGCCGUAGAGGAGGCUUUAUUGCUUGCAAGGGAUAUGGCCGAGCUAAAAAAUGCAAGGAAGAAUAAACUCAUCCUUAACAAUAAAAGAUAUUUGGGAAUAGUUAUCCAAAAUACUUUUAGACCGGAUGAAAUGUUCAAUAACUGUUACCAACAGUUAGAGAAUGAAAGGAAAAAACGGAUGUCUGCCGUACAAACUUUGACCAUAUCGGAGCACAACCUGGCCGAGGCGAGGAAAAAAUUGACUGCUAAGGAGCAGGAUCGUCGUAGCGCUGAUUCGGCCUUGGAAGGCACACAAAGGCAAGCCGAGGAUCAGAGGAAACGCCCACGCGAAGCAAAUGAAGAAUUGAAAGCUGCCAGGGAGCAAUUGGCAGCCCUUAAAAAGCAGCUGGAGGAAACCCAACGGCUAAAGGAUCAAGUUGAGAAAUCCAAGAAGGAGGCCGAGAAGGCAAAGGUUGAGGCCGAGAAGGCAAUGGACGUGGCCGAACAGAAAGGUUAUGACCUCGAGGUAGCUGAAACCGAGGAAACCCUUAGGGCAGAGGUCCCAGUGGUGUGCCACAUAUACUGUGCCCAAACUUGGGAUGAAGCCCUUAAUCGAGCUGGGGUUGAGGCUUCAUCUGAGUUGAGGAAGGCAGAGAAUGUGUUUUACCCUCCUGCAAUCUGA